Sorex araneus (European shrew) is the source of this 1470-nucleotide messenger RNA. It is a transcript of the gene GPX3, whose product is annotated as glutathione peroxidase 3. Gene Ontology annotation, molecular function: glutathione peroxidase activity. Lineage: Eukaryota; Metazoa; Chordata; Mammalia; Eulipotyphla; Soricidae. The transcript has 5 exons. Gene Ontology annotation, biological process: response to oxidative stress. The record is from RefSeq and is a predicted model, not a curated record.
GCAGAUCCUCAGCCUGUCUCAGACCCCAGGACUGUGCACAAGAAGCUUCCAGAGACCUCUGGGAGCUCCAGGCCCAGCUCCUUCCCCCACCUGUGGAGGGGACCCCGCCCCGCCCCGUGUGAGUUGGGCCAGAGCGGGCAUCCAGCACCUGCUGCGUGCAGCCGGCGCUCGUGCUCCUCUCGUCAUCAGCCGGGACGCGGUCGGGGUGAAGGUUCUGGAAAGUGGUUUUGGCUCACUUGAGCCAGGGUACGGGAGUAUGCGGGAGGCAGCUGGAUUCCCCCACCCCUCUCCCGCCAGAGUGGCCAGUGGCCGGGCGGGACCAGGCCCGGAGCCAGAAGCUCAGCCGCCCGCCAUUGGCUGCAGGACCCUGGCCGGCCGCCGAUUGGUCACCGCGGGCGCCUGAAAGGGCCCCGGGGCCCUGGGGCCGCCGCAGACAGGACACGGACUCUGGAGGGACAGAGGGACGGCGCCCCCUGCCAGCCAUGGCCCGGCUGUUCUCUGCGACCUGCCUCCUUCCCCUGCUGCUCUCCGGCCUUGUCCGGGGGCAGGACUCCAAGGUGGACUGCCAUGACGGGGUGAGCGGCUCCAUCUAUGACUAUGGGGCGCUGGCCAUCGACGGGCAGGAGUACAUCCCCUUCAAGAACUACGCCGGCAAGCACGUCCUCUUCGUCAACGUGGCCAGCUACUGAGGCCUGACGGGCCAGUACGUCGAGCUGAAUGCACUGCAGGAGGAGCUGGAGCCCUCGGGCCUGGUCAUCCUGGGCUUCCCCUCCAACCAAUUCGGAAAGCAGGAGCCGGGGGAGAACGCGGAGAUCCUGGCCACCCUCAAGCAUGUCCGGCCGGGCGGCGGCUUUGUCCCCAAGUUCCAGCUCUUUGAGAAGGGGGACGUGAACGGGGACAAGGAGCAGAAGGUGUUCACCUUCCUCAAGAACGCCUGCCCGCCCACCUCAGAGCUGCUGGGCCAGCCCGCCCGCCUCUUCUGGGAGCCCAUGAAGGUCCACGACAUCCGCUGGAACUUCGAGAAGUUCCUGGUGGGGCCCACGGGUGUGCCCGUCAUGCGCUGGCACCACCGCACGCCGGUCAGCACCGUCAAGGCGGACAUCAUGGCCCACCUGAAGCGGCUAGAGGACGCCAGCAAGUAGCCCAGGCCGCCCAGGGCCACUCAGGAAGGACCCUUCUCCGGCCCGCUGUCCAGCCCCCGCACCCUUGGCCUCCCCUUCCCGAGGGGCCCCUGGAACCCCCUCCCCAGAGAGCAGCCAGGGUGACAGCGCGAGGGAAGGCCAGGUUCCCGGGACGCAUCUCCAUGACGGCGGGGCCCGAAGCCUCCGGGCGGGCCUCCCCCGAGCCCGUCUGCCGCCGGCCCUUGUGCAUUCAGGCCGAGUCACAGACGGUCGAUGCCGCCCCGAGCACCCGUCCUCCCCUGCUGCCCGUGGCCUCCUUCCCCCCCCCCCAGUAAAGGCCUCUGCAGGA